AUGACUAUAGCUAUACUUACGUGGCUUCCUCCUCCACCUUCUCCCUCUUGUUGGUACAUAUCAGGUAUUAGUGUAUUUUGCCAACCUUUAUUUGCAUUUGUUGAGAAAUGGUGUGCAAGAAAAUGGGCGAAGGAUGGUUUUGCGACCAUAGAAUAUAAAAUUGCUCUUCCUUGCAUACCAACUGAAAUUGUUCCGGUUAGUUGGAGGACAGUUGUUUUUGUAUUUUCAACAACCAUCAUAGACAUGCUCAUGCCUUUCUUCAACGAUGUAGUUGGAAUACUUGGAGCAUUUGGUUUCUGGCCCUUAACGGUUUACUUCCCAAUAGACAUGUACAUUUCAAAGAGGAAGAUUCCUAGAUGGAGUAAUCGAUGGCUUGGACUUCAGUUACUCAGUUUCACUACUUGA
Arachis duranensis is the source of this 405-nucleotide messenger RNA. Its product is annotated as amino acid permease 5-like. The transcript has 2 exons. Gene Ontology annotation, cellular component: plasma membrane. NCBI's taxonomy places the organism in Eukaryota, Viridiplantae, Streptophyta, Magnoliopsida, Fabales, Fabaceae. The coding region runs from base 1 to 405 and encodes 134 amino acids. The record is from RefSeq and is a predicted model, not a curated record.